CUGUUAUGGUCAUCCCAGGAUCCCUACUUCUCAGGUUUUAUAGUUCCUAAAAAUAAGUAUUCCUCUUUCUCUUUGGCUUUUGCCCACUGCCCCAAUAGUGCCCAUGCUGGACUGGACACACUCCCUCCGCAAACUUAAUCUAUCUCUUCCCAGAACUAGUACUAGAUAACUGAUUAACUCCACCAUUUCCGUUAUCUUCGUUUAAUGAACAGGCAUGUCGGCCUUAUCCAGAGGCCUCAUUUCUCGUCUCCGCCAGCACCUCCUUUCCCUAUCUAGGCCAUCGUCAUCGUCACCGUCCGCGUGCGUAGCUGCCCCGACGCACCUCCCACCUCAUCUCUUUGUUAGGAGACUCUUCAGCUCCGAUGCCUUGAUGGAUGGCUCCCAGAUCCUCCAACAACAACCCAGCCGCAUCAUCCAGGCCACUCCAGCUAUCAUGACUCCCAACUCCAAGCGCACUGGGCUCGUUGCCGUCAAGUUGGGCAUGACUGCUCUUUGGGACAAGUGGGGUGCUAGGCUUCCCAUCACCGUCCUCUGGGUUGAUGACAAUAUCGUCUCUCAGGUCAAGACUGUUGAGAAAGAAGGAAUCUUUUCCCUCCAGAUUGGUUGCGGCCACAAGAAGGUGAAACAUUUGACGAAGCCUGAAGUGGGUCAUUUCAGAGCUCAAGGUGUUCCCUUGAAGAGGAAAUUGAGGGAGUUCUCUGUCACCGAAGAUGCUCUUCUUCCUGUUGGUACAUCCCUUGGUGUUCGUCAUUUUGUUCCAGGGCAAUAUGUAGAUGUUACUGGAAUCUCUAGGGGGAAAGGUUUUCAGGGUGGAAUGAAAAGAUGGGGAUUUAAAGGAAUGCCAGCAUCGCAUGGUGCAUCAUUAUCGCAUCGGAGUAUUGGUUCUACUGGUCAGAGGGAUGCUCCUGGAAAGGUUUGCAUAGCUACUUUAAAAGUUUAUUAUUUUGCCUUGUUUAUUGCAUUGAUGUGGUUGGAUGAGUGAUAUAUAUAGUUUUCACCUCAGAGAAAUUCAAUUAUAUGAUGCUGUUCUUUACAUAUUUGUUGUUUUCGCUGCACCUCUCUUUCUAUCCUGAGGAUCACUUGAUCGACUUUUCAGUGAUGCUUUUCACUGAAGCAGUUAUGUUAUUGUGAACUUGCUUCCUUGCUGAAUUCUUUCGUCAGCCAUGUGGUUGAUAUGAUUGAUUCGUUCUUGUAAUGUGAUUUUGUUCCGCAUAUUUCUUCUUUGACCGUGCACCUAUCUUUCUA
Messenger RNA from Theobroma umbraticum, 1245 nucleotides. It is a transcript of the gene RPL3P, whose product is annotated as ribosomal protein L3 plastid. Lineage: Eukaryota; Viridiplantae; Streptophyta; Magnoliopsida; Malvales; Malvaceae. Gene Ontology annotation, cellular component: mitochondrial large ribosomal subunit; ribosome. The record is from RefSeq and is a predicted model, not a curated record. Gene Ontology annotation, biological process: translation. Gene Ontology annotation, molecular function: structural constituent of ribosome.